Molecule: messenger RNA, 1365 nt
Organism: Bufo gargarizans (Asiatic toad)
Lineage: Eukaryota; Metazoa; Chordata; Amphibia; Anura; Bufonidae
Exons: 7
Coding region: 113-898 (261 amino acids)
Cellular component (GO): membrane
Source: RefSeq, a predicted model, not a curated record
CAUAACUGCUGUGGUAGGGCAGCCUAAAGGGGCCAAAAAGAGCAGACCUUGUUUAGAGUAAUAUAUACAUACCGUUACGACACCAGAUUUUGAACGGAAAAGAUCUUUCACGAUGAAGCUUGACACAAUGGACCUCAGCUCCAUAAAGACUGAAAAUGGCAAAGUCUCCUGUGAGACUCCAGAGGGAACUGUGGUAAACGUUACUAUUAACCAGCGUUCUGCCUUGGAUUGUUUGUUGGAUACUUUCCGUUUCUUCCGGGACAUGAAGAGAAGUGGGCAAAAGACCAAGCCCUCCCGUAUGUCUAGUUCUGCAGCCCACUUAGGGUUUGGGGUUGCCUAUAUUUCCCUGGGUUUGGUGUCUGUCAUGUUGGCCAUUAUUUUCUGCAUUGCACAGCCAUACUUGAGCAUCUUCUAUUCAGGGGUCCACUUCUGGGUAGGCUUUCCGUUCCUUGUGUCUGGACUACUGAAUCUUGUGGCUUACAGGUUCCCAAACAUAUGGUGGAGGACACUUGCCUUCAUUUCCCUUUUAGUCAACUUUGGUGUGUCUAUCGGGGGACUGGUACUUACAGUUGAUGAUACUCAUCGUUUCUACUGGAUGGGACCUGAUGAACAAGCCUGUUAUAAUCUUGUUAAUGGACGUGGAUAUUACAGAGCAACAAGCGGCUACAAUGAUUAUGAGCUGCAGAGAUGCCUAGAUGGAAUCCGGAAAUACAAGUUUCUAAUAAAAUGCUUGACAUAUAUGACCUUGGUGAUCAUGAUCUGGGGUCUCUGCAUGGCAAUCCUAAGCGUGGGCAUGAGAGUGAAGUCAUUUUGGUCUUCCUGCAAAUUAGAGAAAACUGAUCAGACUGAUGAUGCUCUGAUAGCACCAGUUCCUACUGAUGACAUCAUCAUUGCCUAAAGAGAAGACUUUGCAAAAUCCACGGAUCUAAAGCAUAGUUAUAAAAGCAUAUUUUGUAAGGGAAAUACUGUUGCUGUAGUGUUAGUUAAAACCACAAUUUCAUACUAUCCAAUUUAUUUGUUCAUAAUUUCUUCUAGAGAAGGGGUAAGCAACCUUUGGUACUCUAGCUGCUGUGAAACUACAACUCCCAGCAUGCAAACAUGCUCAGCUGUUCUUCUAACUCCCACAGAAGUGAAUUAAGCAUUCUGGGAGUUGUAGUUUCUGAACAGCUGGAGUGCCGGAGGUUGCUAAUCCCUGUUUCAGAGCUAUUACCUUUUUACAAUUUAAGUCACAGAACGUUUGCCUCCUUAUGAUAUUCCUUUAGAUCCAAUGAUACAUGAAUUUAAUGCAAACAUUCAUCUAGCUAUUAAUUAAAUAACCACUAUGGGGGAGAUUUAUCAGACUGGUGUAAAGUAGAACCGGCUUAG